Molecule: messenger RNA, 1353 nt
Organism: Rhizopus microsporus ATCC 52813
Lineage: Eukaryota; Fungi; Mucoromycota; Mucoromycetes; Mucorales; Rhizopodaceae
Exons: 8
Coding region: 1-1353 (450 amino acids)
Source: RefSeq, a predicted model, not a curated record
AUGUCUCAAACACAGCCACCGAGAACCUCUUCUUAUCAACGUCUCGUUGAGAAAUUAAAGAGAAACCCCUCAGAAAGAUUUGAUCCAGCAGAUUGGCCGAGACCCAAGAAUUAUAGUCAAGUAUUAGAUCAUGCUCUUAAGGGAGGCGCAAGAGCGUUUAUCUUGGGAUAUGGAGUAAGAGGAGGUGUCAAUUUCUGUUUAUACCUUAUUCGUGUCCUGAGAAAAAAAGCACCACUUGCCAUGAUCCUGCAUGCGUCCUUUAAAAAUCUGGAUACACUUCGAUUCGCUGCCAUGUUUGGAUCAUUUUCAUUCUUGUGGAAAUCAAUUAAUAAUGGCAUGCGCAUUUAUCGAAACAAGGACGAUCGUCUCAAUGGUCUCGUCAGUGGCGCUAUUGCAGGUCUAAGCAUUCUCUUUGAAAAAAAAGAACGCCGUGUCGAUAUUGCACAACAAUUGUUUGUCAGAGCAUUGCAGGCUGUGUAUAAUGCAGGAAAGGCAAGAGAUAUCUUUUACUUUAGAAAUGGAGAUGCUUUGCUCUUUGGCCUUACCUGUGCUCAAGUUCUCUAUGCCUACACGAUGAGACCAGAUACCUUACCACCUGAUUUUUAUGCAUUUAUGAUUCAAGCUGCACGUUGUCCAAAAGAGGCAUUGAUGCUGAAUAACCUUAAUGUCCGUGGAAUAUCCGUGAGUCCUAAGCUUGCACUAGAUUCCAUUCAACAUCUUCAUCCCACCUCUCACGCCAUCAAAGUCAUCAGCCAACUGGAUCCGAACCCAGCGGCGAUACCAUGUGAAAUUCUUCAUCCUUGGGUAGAUAGCUGUAACCUUACAGCUAUAGAACGUUUUUUCAAUGUAUUCAAGAGCUACCUACCUGUAUACGGUACACUUCACUUUGUGCCCAUGUUACUUCUUCGAACCCAACAUUUACGAAAAGACCCUACUGGCAUGCUCUCAAAGACGACCAAGGCCACACUUAAAUCGGGUGCCUUUUUGGCAACAUUUGUCACUGUAUAUCAAUACCAGAUCUGCAUGCAUCGUCAAUUACUCAAGACGGGUCUCAUUGGCCGGUGGAAUUCUAAAUAUCUCUAUGGCCUCGCUGGUUUCAUAUGCUCUUACUUGUCUAUCUUUAUCGAAGACAAAAAGAGACGUAGUGAACUAGCUCUCUAUGUCUUACCCAAGGCCGUCCAUAGCCUCUAUCAGAUUGCGUAUUCUCAUCAUUGGAUAUUCAAGAUGAAAUACUUUGAGGUCCUCAUGGCCAGUACUGCGAUGGGUAUCAUUAUGUCAUUCUAUCAGGAAGAACCAGAUGUGCUAUCUUCUUUUGUCAGAAAGAUCAUGUUUCAAUUCUUUCAGAAAAACUAA